GCCAAAUUAAACAGCACUGCGUGAUAAUUGCGUUACCAAUGUCUUUCGUUCUAUCAUUGUAUCAAUGUCAUAGUGCAUACGUAUCUGUCUUAUCUUUGUGUGGGCAACCUUGCUUCCCAGGGAUUCAGAGGCCGUUCUUGUUUACCUGCUGGAUCAUCUCCUUGUAGAAGGUUGCUUACAAUGCCCGCCUCGAAGAACGCGAACCCUAUCCUCAAGCCCGGCAAGAAGUCUGCGGAGCCCAACCAUGUGCUUGUUAUCCACGGUGGUGCUGGUACCAUGGCACGGGAGGGCUCAACACCUGAACAACGCGCUACGUACAGGGCUGCACUCUCACGGGCAUUGAAAGCGGGCUAUGAGGUGCUCAAGAGCGGAGGAGAGGCCAUGGAUGCUGCGGUCGAGGCUGUAUCAGUCAUGGAAGACUGCCCGUUGUUUAACUCUGGGCAUGGCGCGGUCUUUAAUGUUGCAGGCAAGAUUGAGCUCGAGACUUCUCUGAUGGUCUCCAAGCCUCCUGCAUCACAUCCCGCAAUGCCCUCCUCCCGGCGCGGAUCCUCGGUUACGUUAAUCACUCACACCAGAAAUCCUUCUCACCUCGCACGCGCGCUCUACCUCGCGCCCCAGCUUGCCCCUCACCCAAUGUUGUCGGGUGCAGCAGCAGAAGCCACAGGUGAUUCACUUGGCGUACGUCAGGUUGAUCCAUCCUACUUCUGGACUGAGGCACGGUGGAGAGAACAUAGACGUGGUCUUGGUUUACCUGAAGAUCCCGUUGAAUACCCCAGACCUGAAAUACCCGACGACACAAAUUCAGAAACUACGGAUGUCGCCAGCCUUUCUGAUAACAAGGAUAAAGAGACAUGGGAGUCUCUUGAUCUGAUGCCAACGGGUACUGUUGGUGCAGUCGCACUUGAUAUCCGGGGCUGCAUUGCGGCAGUAACCUCCACUGGGGGACGUACGAACAAGCUUGUCGGUCGAGUUGGAGAUACCCCCGUAAUGGGAUGUGGUUUUUGGGCUGAAGAAUGGGAGAGGGACGGUGGACUUGUGAAGCGUACCUGGGAUCGCCUAAGAGGCAGAUCAAAAUAUCAGGGUGUUGGUGUUUCUGGUACUGGUGACGGAGACUAUUACAUUCGCCGUGCUGCAGCUUCCAACAUUGCUCGGCGGAUGCAAUACCUUGGCGAGUCCCUGGACGAGGCAACCCAGAAUGUCAUUGAUGACCUGUUCAAGGAAGGAGGAAUAGGUGGUGUCAUUGCACUGGACAGAGACGGAAACGUGGCUCUUCCACUGAACUGCAGUGGCAUGUAUCGCGGCGUUAUUCGUCCUGAUGGCGUACCUCUCACGGCUAUUUUCUUUGAUGAACAACUUACUGAACUCUAAGCUGGGUAAACAACCUGUACUUGAGUGUACAUUCAUCGCUAGUUUGAUGGGACUUGGCAACGUACAUCUCCGUGCAGACGCAUUCAUGUGAGACUAGUUGAUAAUUAGGUCACUUGGAAGGUAGACAAUAGUGAAUUUAGAAUUCGCAAAUCGUCCAACCUCGUCAUACAAUUUAGAAGAACAUGAUCUUGUGG
Messenger RNA from Suillus subalutaceus, 1562 nucleotides. RefSeq names its product asparaginase. NCBI's taxonomy places the organism in Eukaryota, Fungi, Basidiomycota, Agaricomycetes, Boletales, Suillaceae. Bases 181 to 1368 code for a protein of 395 amino acids. The record is from RefSeq and is a predicted model, not a curated record. Gene Ontology annotation, molecular function: hydrolase activity. The transcript has 5 exons.